Ananas comosus (pineapple) is the source of this 1306-nucleotide messenger RNA. RefSeq names its product indole-3-pyruvate monooxygenase YUCCA2-like. Gene Ontology annotation, molecular function: N,N-dimethylaniline monooxygenase activity; NADP binding; flavin adenine dinucleotide binding. Lineage: Eukaryota; Viridiplantae; Streptophyta; Magnoliopsida; Poales; Bromeliaceae. Bases 1 to 1212 code for a protein of 403 amino acids. The transcript is spliced from 4 exons. Gene Ontology annotation, biological process: auxin biosynthetic process. The record is from RefSeq and is a predicted model, not a curated record.
AUGGACUGUAACGAUGAUCAGGAGUCCAACGGCGAGAGCCUUCGCGAUCACCGCUGUUGCGUUGUCGCCGAUGGGGCGAUCAUCGUGGGGGCCGGGCCGUCGGGGCUCGCGGUGGCAGCCUGCCUCAAAGCGAAGGGCGUGCCGUGCCUCGUCCUCGAGCGCGCCCGUUGCGUCGCGUCGCUCUGGCAGCUGAAAACCUACGACCGCCUCCGCCUCCACCUGCCGAGGAAGUUCUGCGAGCUCCCGUUCAUGCCGUUCCCCCGCGGGCUCCCGACGUACCCGACGAAGAAGCAGUUCGUGUCCUACCUCGAAGCGUACGCGGAAGCUUUCGGCAUCCGCCCGGAGUUCGACGCGACGGUGGGGAGCGCAGAGUACGACCGCGGGGUGUGGCGGGUGAUUGCGGAGGGGAGUGAGGGGGAGAGGAAGGAGUACGUGAGCCGGUGGCUGGUCGUGGCCACCGGAGAGAAUGCUGAGGCGGUGGCGCCGCGGAUAGAGGGGAUGGGGGAGUUUAAGGGGUCCGUGGUGCACACCAGCAUGUAUAAAAGUGGGGAUGUGUACCGUGGGAAGAGGAUCCUCGUUGUCGGAUGCGGUAAUUCGGGUAUGGAAGUGUGUUUGGAUCUCUUCGACCACAAUGCUCGCCCCUCCAUCGUAGUGAGAGACACGGUGCAUGUCCUACCCCGGGAGAUGCUUGGGAUCUCCACUUUCGGGCUGUCGAUGUGGUUGCUCAAGUGGUUCCCCAUUCGGGCGGUGGACCGCCUCCUCCUCCUACUCGCUCGACUCGCGCUCGGCGACACCGCACGGCUCGGCCUCAACCGACCCUGGCUCGGCCCGUUGGAGCUCAAGUCCCUCACUGGGAAGACCCCGGUCCUCGAUAUCGGGACCCUUGCCAAGAUCAGAUCCGGCCACAUUAAGGUGUUCCCUGCAAUAAGACGGUUUACGAAGAAUGGAGCUGAGUUUGUCGACGGAAGGUUGGAGGAUUUUGACGCAGUCGUUCUCGCCACAGGCUACAAGAGCAAUGUGCCUGCUUGGUUAAAGGAGCAAGGGUUGUUCUCAGAGAAUGAUGGGCUACCGAAGAGACCCUUUCCCAACGGUUGGAAAGGAGAAAACGGACUCUAUGCGGUCGGGUUCACUAAACGCGGCUUGUUGGGUGCGUCGAUUGAUGCUACAAGGAUUGCUAACGAUAUCGAAAGAAUUUGGAAAACUCAACAUUAAACAUGCAUGGUGCUCUCUUGGUCCUCGACGUGACAAAUUUUGGACUUAGUUAAUUAGAUGUAGAGUGUUCUAUAUAGUUUUGGUAGGAAUUUAC